CCCACAUGGCCUGAUCCCCCGGGGGGCACCAUGUGGGGCAGCUUUACUCUACUGUGGAUCCUCCACGCGGGAUGUGCAGCCCUCGGAGCCCAGAAGAGGAUUCCCACGGACACGGUUAAAGGAUGGGCUGAUACGUUCGGCGGUGAAACGUACUCCAUGGUGGCUAAAUAUUCGGGGUCUCUCCUGUUGCAGAAGAAGUAUAAAGAUGUGGAGCCCACGCUUCGUAUCGAGGAGGUUGACGGUCUGGAAUUAGUCCGGAAGUUCUCUGAGGAAAUGGAGAGCAUGCUGAGGAGGAAGGUCGAGGCCGUACAGAGGCUGGUCGAGGCUGCAGAAGAAGCCGAUUUAGAUCAUGAAUUUAAUGCUUCCUUAGAGUUUGAAUACUACAAUUCCGUGAGAAUAAACGAGAAGGACGAAAAUAAUAAUUAUCUGGAGCUCGGAAAUGAAUUCAUUCUGGAGACCAAUGAGCAUUUUAAUAAUCUGAUGGUGAACACAACUCUCAGCAACAUCCAGCUUCCCACCAAUGUCUAUAAUAAAGACCCAGAUAUUCUGAACGGCGUUUACAUGUCUGAAGCACUAAACCCUAUUUUUGUGGACAAUUUCCGACGGGACCCGACUCUCACCUGGCAGUACUUUGGCAGCUCCACUGGCUUCUUCAGGCUUUAUCCAGGUAUUAAAUGGGUCCCGGAUGAAAAUGGAGUGAUCUCGUUUGACUGCAGGAACCGGGGCUGGUACAUCCAAGCAGCCACUUCCCCGAAGGAUAUAGUAAUAGUGGUUGACAUCAGCGGUAGCAUGAAAGGGUUAAGGAUGACCAUCGCCAAGCAUACCAUCAGCACUCUGUUGGACACACUGGGGGAGAAUGACUUUGUGAACAUCAUCGCGUACAAUGAUUAUGUCCAUUACAUCGAGCCGUGUUUCAAAGGGAUCCUCGUACAAGCGGACAGGGAUAACCGAGAGCACUUCAAACAGUUAGUGGACGAGUUGCAGGCAAAAGGUGUCGGAACCGUUAAUAAAGCUCUCAUCGAAGCCUUCAAAAUCCUAAAAGAGUUCCGUGAAGCAGGUCAGGGUGGGCUUUGUAACCAGGCCAUCAUGCUGAUAACGGACGGCGCGGUGGAAGAUUACGAGCCGGUGUUUGAGAAGUACAACUGGCCGGAUAGAAAAGUACGGAUGUUCACGUAUCUCAUAGGCAGAGAGGUGACGUUCGCGGAGAACGUGAAGUGGAUCGCCUGCAGCAAUAAAGGCUACUACACUCAGAUCUCCACUCUGGCCGACGUCCAGGAGAACGUCAUGGAGUACCUUCACGUGCUGAGCCGGCCGAUGGUAAUCAACCACGACCACGAUAUUAUCUGGACAGAGGCCUAUAUGGACAGCGCGCUCUUCGCAUCCCAAGCUCAGAGCCUUCUGCUGAUGACCACGGUGGCCAUGCCUGUAUUCAGCAAGAAAAACGAGACGAGAUCAGAAGGGAUCCUUUUAGGCGUGGUGGGAUCGGAUGUGCCCCUGCGCGAACUCCUAAAGCUGGCCCCUAGGUAUAAGCUUGGUGUCCAUGGCUAUGCCUUCCUGAAUACCAAUAACGGGUAUAUUCUUUCUCAUCCUGACCUUCGCCCCCUGUACAAGGAAGGGAAAAAGCUCAGACCGAAGCCGAAUUACAACAGCGUGGACCUUUCCGAGGUGGAGUGGGAAGAUCGGGACGAGAUUCUUCGGACCGCCAUGAUCAACGGUGAGACGGGGUCCCUGACCAUGGAGGUGAAGGUGCCGGUCGAUAAAGGGAAACGCGUCCUGUUCCUGACCAGCGAUUACUUCUACACGGACAUCAGUGACACCCCAUUCAGUCUUGGGGUUGUGUUGUCGAGAGGACACGGAGAGUAUAUUCUUAUCGGGAACACGUCCAUGGAAGAAGGGCUGCAUGAUCUUCUUCAUCCAGAUCUUACCCUGGCCAACGAAUGGAUAUAUUGUAUCACUGAUAUAGACCCUGCUCACCGGAAGCUAAACCAGCUGCAGGCCGUCACUCGGUUUCUGAUGGGAGAAGAUCCCGACUUGGAGUGUGAUGAAGAACUGGUUCAGGAGGUCCUGUUUGACGCGGUGGUCACUGCUCCACUGGAAGCCUAUUGGACGCAGCUGGCCCUAAAUAUGUCCGGCCAAGACGAAGGGAUAGAAGUUGCGUUUCUGGGAACGCGGGCUGGACUUAUGAGGACAAAUCUGUUUGUGGGGCCGGAGCGGCUGUCCAACAAGAAGUUCCUCCAUUACGAAGAGAAGGAGAGUAUUUUUACGAUGGACCAUUUCCCGCUGUGGUACAGAAGGGCCGCGGAGCAUCCGGCGGGGAGUUUUGUGUUCCACGUGCCGACAGACGACAGCCCAGAAGGAGGUCAGAGGCCGGAAGUGGUGACCGUCAGCACCGCCAUAUCUGUUUCCGUGGACGGCAAGACGGCCAUCGCGGCAGCUAUUGGGGUCCAGAUGAAACUUUCCGUGCUGCAGGACAUAUUCUGGAGGGUGACACGGCAGCCCAACGACACUGACUGCGGCGGCGUGGAUGGUCUCUGUCCCCUGAGCUGCGAGGAUGAGACCCUGGUUUGCUACUUUAUUGAUAAUAACGGCUUCAUUGUGAUAGCCAAGGACCCAGACAAGGCUGGAGUGUUCCUCGGAGAAGUUGACGGUUCCCUGAUGACCCAACUCCUGCACAUGGGGAUAUUCCGACAGGUCACUCUGUAUGAUUACCAGGCUAUGUGUAAGCUGCCGUAUAACCAUCACAGUGGAGCACGAAGCCUCCUCAAUCCGCUGUUCGCGUUGAUGUCAGCCGCUCAGUGGCUUCUCAGCAACCUUGUGCUGUUUUUGCUGGAGUUCAGUUUCUGUUCGUUCUGGGCUUCUGAUAACACAGCAGAAGCAAAGUCAUUCUUCCAUCACUCUCACAAACACAAGAAGCAGGACAUGCUACAGCCGUGUGACACGGAGUACCCUGCCUUCGUACAUGAGACCUCAAUCCAGGAGGCCAACGGACUGAUAGAGUGCGGGGACUGCCAAAAGAUGUUCGUGAUGCAUCAGGUGUCGUACAGCAACCUCCUCCUCCUGGUCAGCGACUCCACCUGUGACUGCAGCGUCUUCCCACCCGUCCUGCUCCAAGCCAAAGAAGUCAAAUAUAACGCUUCCGUGAAGUGCGACCGCAUGCGCUCCCAGAAACUGAGACGCCGGCCCGAGUCCUGCCACGCGUUUCACGCAGAGGAGAACGCGCAGGACUGCGGCGGGGUUUCCGGGCUGUCCUCGUCGGUUCCGCUGCUUUUUGGAGCACUCGCUGUAUCCCUGCGGUGACCGGAGCUGCUUCCCUGCACCGAGUACUCUCUAAAAGUCCUACUCCUGGGACCCCUCGGAUUAUACAUCAUGUGCUGCGACAAAGCGGUCCAUUAUCUAUGCAACACGAAUGAAAAACUUCGGGG
Molecule: messenger RNA, 3422 nt
Organism: Spea bombifrons (plains spadefoot toad)
Lineage: Eukaryota; Metazoa; Chordata; Amphibia; Anura; Pelobatidae
Gene: CACNA2D4
Product: calcium voltage-gated channel auxiliary subunit alpha2delta 4
Exons: 39
Coding region: 31-3297 (1088 amino acids)
Cellular component (GO): voltage-gated calcium channel complex
Molecular function (GO): voltage-gated calcium channel activity
Source: RefSeq, a predicted model, not a curated record